GUGUGUGUGUGUGUGUGUGUGUGAUGCUGAUCUCCUGGUUCUGAUGCAGUAGAUUGUGUUGGAGAUGUUGCCUCUUCUAACCUCCUUCCUGUCUGCAGAUGCCUGCCAGCUCACACUGGACCCCAACACAGCACACAGAAAGCUGUCUCUAUCUGAGGGGGACAGGAAGGUGACACACACACACAGAGACCUGUCUCUAUCUGAGGGGGACAGGAAGGUGACACUCACACACAGAGAGCUGUCUCUAUCUGAGGGGGACAGGAAGGUGACACACACACCGGGGAGAGAGCAGCCAUAUCCUGAUCACCCAGAGAGAUUUGACUCCAUGCAGCAGGUGCUGUGCAGAGAGGGUCUGUCUGGGACUCGCUGUUACUGGGAGGCUGAGUACAGUUGGGAGGCUGAUAUUGCAGUGGCGUAUAAAGGAAUCAGCAGGAAAGGAGGGGGAUCUGACAGGAUCUUUGGAUACAAUGAUCAGUCCUGGAGUGUGUGCUGCAGUGGUGACGGGUUCUCUGCUCAGCACAAUAAUAAGAGCACUUCCAUACCCGCCCCCUCCUCCCGCAGAGUAGGAGUGUAUCUGGACUGGCCGGCCGGCACUCUGUCCUUCUACAGCGUCUCCUCUGACACUCUGACCCACCUGCACACUUUCCACACCACAUUCACUCAACCCCUCUAUCCUGGGUUUGGGGUAGGAUGGUGCUCCUCAGUGUCCCUGUGCAUGCUGGGAUAGAUCCCUGUAUCCUGGAGGAGUGGAUGGGAUGUUAUUCAAUGUUGUCAUGACUGCAUAAAUCUCCACAUUAAUACUGACAGUGUACAAACACUGAAUAGGAUUUACUUACUAUGAUUUAUUCCAAUAUUGUAAAGGAGUGAUUUAUUUUAUUAAUAUUU
Molecule: messenger RNA, 885 nt
Organism: Megalops cyprinoides (Indo-Pacific tarpon)
Lineage: Eukaryota; Metazoa; Chordata; Actinopteri; Elopiformes; Megalopidae
Product: stonustoxin subunit beta-like
Exons: 1
Coding region: 65-727 (220 amino acids)
Molecular function (GO): protein binding
Source: RefSeq, a predicted model, not a curated record